This is a messenger RNA of Elgaria multicarinata webbii, 2357 nucleotides long. RefSeq names its product neuroplastin (gene NPTN). Lineage: Eukaryota; Metazoa; Chordata; Lepidosauria; Squamata; Anguidae. Gene Ontology annotation, cellular component: axon; plasma membrane. Gene Ontology annotation, molecular function: cell-cell adhesion mediator activity. The transcript has 9 exons. The record is from RefSeq and is a predicted model, not a curated record. Gene Ontology annotation, biological process: dendrite self-avoidance; axon guidance; homophilic cell-cell adhesion. Bases 90 to 1295 code for a protein of 401 amino acids.
CGCCUCAUAGCCCCCGUCACCCGCCGCCUCCGCUGUCGUCGUCCUCCCGUUCUUCUUCCUCCUUCUCCUCAGGCGGCUCGCGGACCAGGAUGCUGCUGCGGGGCUCCGGGCCGCUUCCCGCGGUUCUCUCCCUCCUCCUGGCCGCGGCGGGGAGCCUUUUUCCGACGCCGGCCGACGCGCAGAACGCUGGGUUUGUCAAGUCGCCCAUGUCAGAAACUAAACUCACGGGGGACGCCUUUGAGCUGUACUGUGACGUGGUUGGGAACCCCACUCCAGAGAUCCAGUGGUGGUAUGCUGAAGUCAACCGGGCUGAAUCUUUCAAACAGCUAUGGGAUGGUGCUCGUAAGCGCCGUGUCACCAUUAACACUGCCUACGGGGUGAAUGGCGUGAGCGUGCUGAGAAUUACUCGCCUUACCUUGGAAGACUCUGGGACUUACGAGUGCAGGGCAAGCAACGAUCCUAGAAGGAAUGACUUGAGGCAAAAUCCUGCCAUAACGUGGAUACGAGCCCAGGCUACCAUAAGCGUCCUUCAGAAGCCCAGGAUCAAUGCCACUAAUGAGGUGACCAUUAUAUCAUCACCUUCACCUCCCAUCACACUACAGUGCAACCUCACUUCAAGUCCCAGCCCCCUCAGUUACAGUUACUGGGUGAAAAAUGGUGAAGAGAUUUCAGGCACUAGAAAGCCUACAGAUGCUUCUACAGAGUACAAAAUCCCGAAGCCCAGGCCAGAUGAUUCAGGGGAAUACUUGUGUGUGUUUGCAUUCACUGGCUCCCCUGUAGCUAAUGCCACUAUAGAAGUGAAAGCCGCUCCUGAUAUUACUGGGCACAAGCGAAGUGAGAACAAGAAUGAAGGGCAGGAAGCAAUGAUGUAUUGCAAAUCUGUUGGCUACCCACACCCUGAAUGGAUGUGGUAUAAGAAGGUCAAUGGGUUUUCUGUGGCGAUCGACAACUCUUCCGGCCGCUUCUUCAUUCUAGUUAAAGAUAACUACACCGAACUGAGCAUCGUGAAUCUUCAGAUCAAUGAGGAUCCUGGCGUGUACGAAUGCAACGCAACCAACUCGAUUGGCUCUAUGGCUGAACUGACCAUCCUGCGUGUCCGCAGCCACUUGGCUCCUUUAUGGCCCUUCCUGGGAAUUCUGGCAGAAAUAAUCAUUCUUGUUGUUAUCAUUGUGGUUUAUGAGAAGAGGAAGCGGCCAGAUGAGGUUCCUGACGAUGAUGAACCAGCUGGGCCAAUGAAAACAAACUCCACAAACAAUCACAAAGACAAAAAUCUACGCCAGAGAAACACAAAUUAAAGUAAUGCUUAUAGCUUUUAAGUUUGAGAGACUGAUGAAAAUAUCACCUGCUAAAGUGAAUAAUUGGAAUGGUUGGUUUUCACACUCCACUCCUAUCUCUGAUGUUUUUCUUUCAAGUGAGCAACAAAUGACUGUCUAAAGCAUGCCUUAUUUAGCCUCUCCUAUAAGGAUGACCUAGCCGAUACAUUUAAUAAUGCUUCAGUAUAGAGGGUGUAAACUAUUUGGAGCUUGAUGUGCUGUGAAUGUUGCUUUUCCCCCUUCUUCUUCUUCUUCUUCUUCUUCGAGAAUAUUAAGUAUUUCAAGUAAAAAUUCCAAUCGUGCAUGCAGCAUUUUUUACUUCCUCAGUGUAGCUGUUAAAACUAGUAAAGCUCCAACAUGCACUGCUGCCAUCUAGUGAUAACUUUUGUAAAGUACAGCAAAACCUAAAAUAUAUACAGUAUAUAUUUAUAUUUUUGGGGAGGGGAAACCAAACUACAGUAAAUGUUUGAUUUUUAAGCUGCUAAAUCCAUUCCUUAUAUUGUAUGCCUGAGAGCUGAAAGAAUUAUGUCCAGUAUGUAAGAGGAGUAAUAUAAAUCAAAAUUUAUCCUAAGGGCUUAAUCUAUAUAGAAAGACUUAGAUAUAUAAUCAAAGAUUGCAAGAACUGGGAUAGUCCAAUAGGUGAUGAUGAAACACAGUAAGACACUGUAGUUUAUAAAUAUUAUGAUUUCUUUUUAAGUGAUUUUGUUUUUGUUAAAUCAUGUAAAUUUCUCAUUCUUUUGCACUGAUGUGUUCACAUUCUUGUACAUUCAAUUCAGGCUGAAUUUUAUAAUUUCCUUUUUUUGUUUUGUUUUAAUGAUGUUGAAAUGUUAUGGCAUGGUGAUACUCUAUGCAACAGGUUUGUUUCAGUUUGACAUUAAUUUUUCAUGUUGAUUUUAAAGACUGUAGAAUCACAGAUAUAACAGGGUUCUUAGAUCAUGGCGUACCUGUAGAUGCAUGAAUUUGUGGUGUGUGUACUUGUUGAAGUGCAAUGAUGUGUAUAAAAAGUGGAUUCACCUGUUUUUAAAAAAUAAAACACUGACAAAA